Messenger RNA from Drosophila hydei, 3968 nucleotides. It is a transcript of the gene GABA-B-R2, whose product is annotated as gamma-aminobutyric acid type B receptor subunit 2. The record is from RefSeq and is a predicted model, not a curated record. Gene Ontology annotation, biological process: G protein-coupled receptor signaling pathway; gamma-aminobutyric acid signaling pathway. The coding region runs from base 132 to 3824 and encodes 1230 amino acids. Lineage: Eukaryota; Metazoa; Arthropoda; Insecta; Diptera; Drosophilidae. Gene Ontology annotation, cellular component: G protein-coupled receptor heterodimeric complex; membrane. Gene Ontology annotation, molecular function: G protein-coupled GABA receptor activity. The transcript is spliced from 13 exons.
AUACACAAUUUUUCGGACCUUCGCAACUUCCAACGAAACGAAAACUGCUUAAAAUAUAAAAUAAAACUAGUCUAAUAUGUCUUUAGUUAUUAAGUGAAUCAGUUAAUACAGCUGCUCGCGCACACAACAAGAUGUCCCAUCCGAAUUCGAUCCUUUCACUGUUGCUUUGCCUUGGCCUGUGUUUGGGUCACGUUCAGUCCCGAACUGCCAAGCGAUCCGACGUUUACAUAGCGGGCUUCUUUCCCUAUGGCGAUGGCGUUGAGAACUCGUACACUGGACGUGGAGUUAUGCCUAGCGUGAAGCUGGCGCUGGGUCAUGUCAAUGAGCAUCCACAGAUAUUGACCAACUACAGGCUGCACAUGUGGUGGAAUGAUACACAGUGUAAUGCUGCAGUAGGCGUGAAGUCCUUUUUCGACAUGAUGCACUCGGGUCCCAAUAAGGUGAUGCUCUUUGGUGCCGCCUGCACGCACGUCACUGAUCCCAUAGCCAAGGCCAGCAAGCACUGGCACUUAACGCAGCUGAGCUAUGCGGACACACAUCCCAUGUUCACGAAGGACGCGUUUCCUAACUUUUUCCGCGUAGUACCCUCUGAGAAUGCAUUUAACGCUCCACGUCUUGCGCUACUCAAGGAGUUCAACUGGACGAGAGUGGGCACCGUCUACCAGAACGAACCACGAUAUUCUCUGCCGCACAAUCAUAUGGUAGCAGAUCUGGACUCCAUGGAGCUGGAGGUGGUGGAGACUCAAAGCUUUGUUAACGAUGUGGCCGAAUCUCUGAAGAAGUUGCGCGAAAAAGACGUGCGCAUCAUUCUGGGCAAUUUUAAUGAGCAUUUUGCACGCAAAGCUUUUUGCGAGGCCUUCAAGUUACAAAUGUAUGGACGCGCCUAUCAAUGGCUGAUUAUGGCCACCUACACUACGGAUUGGUGGAAUGUGACGCUGGACAGCGAAUGCACAGACAAGGAGAUAGCCACUGCCUUAGAAGGCGCCAUAUUGGUGGAUCUGCUGCCGCUCUCAACCAGCGGCGACAUUACUGUAGCAGGCAUUACGGCAGAUGAGUAUCUGGUGGAAUAUGAUCGAUUACGCGGCACAGAAUAUUCGCGAUUCCAUGGCUACACGUAUGACGGUAUCUGGGCAGCCGCCUUGGCAAUACAGUAUGUGGCGGAGAAACGUGAGGAUCUGCUGACACAUUUCGACUAUCGUGUCAAGGACUGGGAGAGUAUAUUUCUGGAAGCAUUGCGUAAUACUUCCUUUGAGGGCGUAACGGGUCCUGUACGCUUCUAUAACAACGAACGCAAGGCCAACAUUUUAAUCACUCAAUUUCAAUUGGGACAAAUGGAAAAGAUUGGUGAAUAUCAUUCACAGCAAGCACAUUUGGACAUGACACUGGGCAAGCCAGUGCGUUGGGUGGGUAAAACGCCGCCCAAGGAUCGCACCCUAAUCUACAUAGAACACAGCCAGGUUAACCCCACCAUAUAUAUUGUGUCAGCCAGCGCCUCUGUCAUUGGCGUGAUCAUAGCCACCGUUUUCUUAGCCUUUAAUAUCAAGUACCGCAAUCAACGCUACAUCAAAAUGUCUAGUCCACAUUUGAACAAUCUGAUUAUCAUUGGCUGCAUGCUAACCUACCUGAGCAUUAUAUUUCUGGGCCUGGAUACUACGCUGAGCAGCGUGGCAGCUUUUCCCUAUAUAUGCACGGCUCGUGCCUGGAUCCUAAUGGCUGGUUUUAGUUUGGCCUUCGGAGCAAUGUUCUCAAAAACUUGGCGAGUGCAUUCGAUUUUCACCGACUUGAAGCUGAAUAAGAAAGUAAUCAAGGACUAUCAGCUGUUUAUGGUUGUGGGCGUGCUGCUGGCCAUUGAUAUAGCGAUCAUAACCACCUGGCAGAUAGCUGAUCCCUUUUAUCGCGAGACCAAGCAACUAGAGCCAAAACAUCACGAGAACAUUGAUGAUGUGCUAGUCAUACCCGAGAACGAGUACUGCCAGUCGGAGCAUAUGACGAUAUUUGUUAGCAUCAUCUAUGCAUAUAAGGGCUUGCUCUUGGUUUUUGGCGCCUUCUUGGCCUGGGAAACCCGGCAUGUCUCCAUACCAGCUCUAAAUGACUCCAAACAUAUUGGUUUCUCCGUUUAUAAUGUGUUCAUUACUUGCAUUGCCGGCGCGGCAAUAUCGCUUGUUUUAUCGGAUCGCAAGGAUUUAGUUUUUGUCUUACUCUCGUUUUUUAUCAUUUUUUGUACGACAGCCACUUUGUGUUUGGUGUUCGUACCGAAAGUAAGACUGGUACUCGUCGAACUUAAACGCAAUCCUCAGGGCGUUGUGGACAAGCGAGUGCGCGCUACUCUACGCCCUAUGUCCAAGAAUCGACGCGAUUCCUCGGUCUGUGAGCUAGAGCAGCGGCUGCGCGAUGUGAAGAACACCAAUUGUCGCUUCCGCAAGGCUCUGAUGGAGAAGGAGAACGAACUGCAGGCUCUAAUACGCAAACUGGGUCCGGAGGCGCGCAAGUGGAUCGAUGGAGUCACCUGUACAGGUGCAGCUACGGAUCUGGAGCCCAUAUUAAGCGACGAUAUGGCUAAGUUAUCAGCCCCACCUGUGCGUCGCGAGAUGCCCAGCACUACAGUUACCGAGCUGACAUCCGUGGAUAGCAUCACCUCCACACACGUUGAAAUUGACAACUCCUUUGUUUCAGUGCAGUCCACAACUCUGGCGCCCUCCUUACCGCCCAAAAAGAAGAAACAGUCAAUUGUGGAGCAACCUUCAAGUGCUAUGAUGCAACCCAUUCAGCAACAGCUACAGCAACAUCUUCAGAAACAGCAGCAAAUGCAGCAGCAGCAACUACAGCAACAACAACAACAACAGCAACAACAACAACAACAGCAACAACAACAACAACAACAGCAACAACAACAACAACAACUACAUCAGCACCAUCGACAUUUGGAGAAACGCAAUUCGGUUUCGGCUCAGACAGAUGCCAAUAUUGGUAGCGUAACCAGCAGCAGCUCCACUAAACGCUCUACUGGCGACUGCAGCGCAAUGAGAGAUCGCCGCCAGUCAACAGCAUCCAGGCACUAUGAAAGUGGUAGCCAAACGCCAACGACCAAGCCAAAGUAUAGCAGCACACAUCGCAAUUCCUCCACAAAUAUAUCCACCUCGCAAUCGGAGCUGAGUAACGUUUGUCCGCACAGCAAGCCCGGCACACCGGGCGUAAUUAAAACUCCCACUGCCUCGGACCAUCGUCGCACCAGCAUGGGGUCGGCGCUCAAGUCAAACUUCGUUGUCUCCCAGAGUGAUCUUUGGGACACGCACACGCUCUCCCACGCCAAGCAACAUUCGCGCCAGUCGCAGCGUACCUAUGCCAGCCCACAGCGUUGUUCGGAACAUCAUGGUCACGUGAUGACCUAUGAGCAAAACACAACCUCACCCAUUCAGCGCUCCGUCUCGGAAAAGAAUCGUAACAAGCAUCGCCCCAAGCCACAGAAGGGUACAGUCUGCCAGAGUGAGACGGACAGCGAGCGGGAGCGGGAGCCGACGCCCACAAGCGUGCAGCAAUGUACACAGACACGCAAAUUCAAUCGAAAUGCGAACAUUCAACAUGCGGCGCAUCAUCACAGCUCACCGAACGUGGCACCUGAGAAGCAAAGGAAGCAGCGCAACCGAACCGAACAUUCAAUCUAUGGUGCCAGCUCCGAAACAGAGCUCAUAGAGGGAGAAACAGCCAUACUACCUAUAUUCCGGAAGCUACUCACUGAGAAGAGUCCCAAUUAUCGCGGCCGUAGUGUUGUUGGACAGAGCUGUCCAAAUAUAUCCAUCAAGUGCGAUAUCGUUGAAUACUUGUAGACAAUGAUGACAAUGCUGCAUUUAAACCACAAAAAUUGUGAGCAGUUUUUAGCCCCUAGGUCAGAAUUCCUUAUACUCUACACGUUACUCUUACUAAUGUGUAGAGAUACACAAUUUCAUAAAUUGCUAGCACAAAUAUUAUUG